UUUAAGAUAGUUAUUGCUAUGUAUUUUGUGCUAAUAAAUGCUUUUUGUUUCUUCUUCUUUCUUUCUUCAGUAUAUCGGCCUAGUCGAGAACGAGAGCAACUGGUACCAGAACACAGAAAUUCGAUGGCCCGCUCUCGGCCGAGGUUACAACACCGGUGUCAUGUUGCUUGACCUGCACAAAAUACGGACCACCACAGACUGGACAACUCUAUGGCAGAACGCGGUCAACGAUAAUAUAGACCGACUGAAGACCACAGCGCUGGCUGACCAAGAUGUGAUAAAUGCUAUGAUCAAGAAAACGCCAAAGAUAGUUUAUAAUAUUAGUUGCCAUUAUAAUGUACAGAUGUCGACGCAGACGCUAGCGAAGAGCUGUUAUAGGGAAGAUGUAAAUAAUAUUAAGAUAAUCCACUGGAACUCCCCAAAGAAGCACAACGUUAACAUCCCCGAUGUGGAAUACUUCCGAAGCAUCUACCUUUCUUACGUCAACUUCGAUGGUAACCUGCUUCGAGAGAAGUUGCAUCGAUGUGACCACGCGGAAGCAGUCACCGUGAAGACUGCGACCCCAAGCAAAUGUAUGAAGUUCCGCGCAGCACAGAACAUAAAAUUGCGCACACAUUUGUACUACAUGGACUAUAGUUACACGAACGUGGAUAAUUUCGACGUGACUCUAGUGUUGCAGUUGUCUAUGGACCGACUGCAGUUCUUGGAGAGACUUGUUAAGCAUUGGGAAGGUCCUCUGAGCGCGGCUAUAUAUUUGUCGGACUGCGAAGUGGGAGUCCUAGAAAGUUUCAUCAAGGAUUUCUCCGACACGCUUAGUGUUAGGAAAAAUAUCGGAUACCAUCUAGUGUUCAAACACGAGUCGACGCACUACCCAGUGAACUACCUUCGCAACGUGGCGUUGGAAAACGUGAACACUCCUUAUGUGUUUCUGAUGGACGUGGAUUUCGUGCCCAUGGCCGGGCUCUACGACCAUCUGCGCUCCGUCAUCAAGCUUGUCAACCCCUAUCCGCAGAAAAUGUGUCUAGUAGUAGCCGCGUUCGAAACGCGUCGCUACCGCCUCUCGCCUCCGCGUAACAAGACUUCGCUCCUAGCGCGCCUCACCGCACGGCGCGGCGCCGACGUCGCGCCUUUCCGCGCCUUAGAGUGGCCGCCGGGACACCGCGCGACCAAUUAUAGUCGCUGGGCUGUCGCUACUCAACCCUAUCAGGUGGAUUGGGAGAAUCAUUACGAACCGUACAUUGUGGUGCAUCGUUCCGUGCCUAAGUACGACACGCGGUUUUCCGGCUUUGGGUGGAAUAAAGUAUCACAUAGCGUCGAGUUACGCGCUUUGGGAUACAAGGUGGUAGUACUACCAGGAGCGUUCGUCGUGCACACUCCUCACGCCCCCUCCCCCGCCAUUACUGCCUUCAGGACCAACAAGGAGUACCGACAUUGCCUGGCGCUACUCAAGCUAGAAUUCAUGGAGGACCUGCGCCGUAAGUACAACGUGACGCUUGAAGACAGCAUGCUCCACCUCGGCAAGGAGCCUAUAAAACUGAGGGAUAAAGACUAGGGGAGUCCACCAGAGCGCUACCGAACAAUACUCUUUUGAUAUUUUUUAACCAACAAAAAAAUUAAUAAGAGUAGCGGUGUUAGUAAUGCUCUGGUGGACCAUUUGAUAUCAAAUUUACCAGUAGGUAAUAUAAUUCCCGAAAGUACUGCGCAGUUAAUAUGAUAAUAUUUUAUUAAAAAAAAAACUGUUUACUAUAAAUAACAAAUUUGACCUUCGCCAUGUUACAGAAUGUCACUGGUACUUUGGUGGUACUAAUUAAUUUUACUGGCAAGGACACUCUUUGGUGACAGACGCUGAAAGUCACAAAAUGUCACUGAUGUAAACAAGAUUUUGUAGUUAAAAACGAUUUUGUCACAAAUGCUAAUGAUUGAAAAAUUCAAGAACACAUGUUUGAUGCCUAACUUUUACCUACAUAAAAAGAACAAACCUUUGCAAUAUAGUCCAAUAGGAAUAAAUUUCACCUAGUUAGAUUAUGUAUAUACCUAGAUAUUUUUCUUGCACGAACGUCAAGAUGUUAGUGCUUGACAAAAUAAAAACAUCGACCAUCCUUUUAUCGAUAAAUAGCCUUACAUAAGGUUAUUAAUUAUCCCUAAU
Molecule: messenger RNA, 2146 nt
Organism: Leguminivora glycinivorella
Lineage: Eukaryota; Metazoa; Arthropoda; Insecta; Lepidoptera; Tortricidae
Product: xylosyl- and glucuronyltransferase LARGE2s-like
Exons: 9
Coding region: 38-1552 (504 amino acids)
Biological process (GO): protein O-linked glycosylation via mannose
Molecular function (GO): glucuronosyltransferase activity; xylosyltransferase activity
Source: RefSeq, a predicted model, not a curated record